Molecule: messenger RNA, 4160 nt
Organism: Dreissena polymorpha
Lineage: Eukaryota; Metazoa; Mollusca; Bivalvia; Myida; Dreissenidae
Product: stromal membrane-associated protein 1-like
Exons: 14
Coding region: 93-1562 (489 amino acids)
Molecular function (GO): metal ion binding; GTPase activator activity
Source: RefSeq, a predicted model, not a curated record
AUAUUCAAUGACUUCUUCCGGUGAUUCGGUUCCCUGUCAUCGGUUAAAAGAGGAGUGUUGUUUAUUACGGAAAUUUUACGUUUAUUUCGAAUAUGUCCACUAGAGGCGAGAAGGAACGACAAAAAGCUCAACAAGAAAAAUUCCAAGCCAUUCUUUCCAAUCUUUUAAAAGACGAAGAUAACAAAUAUUGUGUCGACUGUGAUGCAAAGGGGCCAAGAUGGGCUUCCUGGAACCUUGGUGUGUUCUUGUGUAUUCGAUGUGCAGGGAUUCAUCGUAACCUAGGUGUUCAUAUCUCCAAAGUGAAAUCUGUUAAUCUAGACACAUGGACUCCAGAACAAAUUGCGAUGAUGAUGGAAGUUGGAAACAGUCGUGCUAGGGCUGCAUAUGAGGCCAAUCUUCCUGAUAAUUACAGACGACCACAGGCUAACAGCCCUCUUGAGAGCUUCAUUCGUGCCAAAUAUGAGCAGAAGAAGUAUCUAGCUAAGGAAUGGGUUCCACCCACGCCAGUUAUAUCCAAGGAGCUUGAUUUUCAGCUCCUGGAUGAUGACAAAGACAAGCGAAAGAGCAAGCCCAAACCAACAACAACCACACCACUCACACUGAGUGCUGGACCGGUACACAAGUCCGCCACUGCCCCUGGUAACCUGAAUGAAGUAGGUGCAUCUCCAGCCACUAAAGCCAGCAGCUCACAGAAAUCUGAUGCCACACACAUAUCCCUGCCCACUCAGCCUGCUGCUGCUCAUAGCUCGGCUGAUCUGAUUGGUCUAGUGUUUCAACCCUCUCCUACCUUUGCACCUGUUGAAGCCCCCAGUGCUCCUGUGGUCAAACCGUCUAACAGCCUUCUCGACGACUUCAUGGGAGGGGGUGUUACCACAUCACUGCCCUCUAGUCAGCCACAAAUCACCCAGGCCUCUCAGAAUGGUCUAGAGGAAAGCCUAUUUGGAGAGAUGGGCAGUACAGACACCAAGCCCAAAGGUUCCACCAAGGACUCCAUUAUGGCGCUGUUUGGUGGCCAGUCACAACAACAACAACAACAGCAGCAGCAGUUUGGCGUGCCUGCAGUAAGCGCCUCUCAACUCUCCGCACCUUUUGAUGUGGUGGGUGGGGUAUUCUCCACGGCAGGCUACAAUUAUAUGGCACCUUACCCGCCCCAGAUGGCAUAUAAUUUUGCUGAUACAGGGGGGAUGUACAUGCCACCCCAACAGCCGGCUGGAAUGGCCAUGUAUGGUAUGCCACAGCAUGCACAGAUGCCAGCCCAACAGGUGAUGUAUGGAGGCCAGAUGGGCAUGAUGGGUGGUAUGCCUGCGGGCGGUCACAUGGGCAUGAUGGGAAUGCAGCAGCAGCCUAUGGGCAUGCAGGGGCAGGUGGGCAUGAGGCCCAUGGCUCCACCUAUGUACGGGCAGCAGCCACAACACAUGCCACAGAUGAAUUUCAACCAGAUGCAGAACCAGAUGGCUGGCAUGAGCCUAGGCGGGUCUCAGCCUCAGAUGGGAGGGAUGGGCUGGGCAGGGAACCAGAAUGCAGCAGGGGGCCACACCCUCUCCACAAACCUCUGGCAAUGAAGACUUAUAUGUGCCUCGUUCUGGGAAAACUGGGCGAAAUGAUGUGGGUAAAGUGUCAUCCCAGAUUGCACAGGCUAAUCAGGGACACUGCGCAUUUAUGGUAUUUUUAUUUAAGUGUAGUCCCUUCCCUUCUAAACAAAAAUCCAGUUCAGGUUGAAAGUGUUAUCCCUGAUUAGCCUGUGUGGACUGCACAGGCUAAUCUGGCAGUUCACUUUGUGCACAUUCAUUAAGAUCAGUUGUCACAGAACGAGGCUCAUAUGUAAAGUGGUACCAGGCUGAACAUUCCAACACAAGAGACAACCAAGAUUAGACACUCCGGCGUGGAAGGGUCUUCCUGACAUUACAUCUGAUAAUUCAACAAGAAAAUAAUGUUUAGUUCGAUUAUAAAAUGUGAAUACAUAUUUUGUUCAAUUUUAAAAACUGAAGAUACUCAUUAGUAAAACUUGUUCAUUAUUUUGGAAAUGAUGUUAACACUCACAUUUAUGACCUUUUAGCCAUUUAUACUUUGUUCAAUUUUUUUUAAGCCCAUCAAGUAAAAUCCAGUGCAUUUUCUGACAGGUAAACUGCCAUUGAAAUGUACAUGUGUAUAACAGAAGGACUGCUGUAUUCCACGGGUCCUGUGCAAUAGCAUAGUUCUUUAACAGCUGUGGAGUUUACCAUGGAACUGUAGUCAUGGUACAAUUGUUAUUUGAGUCGUAUUCUGAGAAAACUGGGCAAAAUGCAUGUGUGUAAAGUGUCAUCCCAGAUUAGCCUGUGUAGUCUGCACAGGCUAAUCAGGGACAACACUUUCCGCUUUAACUAGAUUUUCGGUAAAAGGGACUUACUUUAAACGAAAAAUACCAUUAAAGCGGAAAGUGUCGUCCCUGAUUAGCCUGUGCAGACUGCACAGGCUAAUCUGGGACAACACUUUACACACAUGCAUUUAGCCCAAUUUUCACAAAACGCGACUCAUUUGAAUCCUAGAGAGAAAUGUUUUACAGAUCCAUGAUCAGCGAUAUGGGAAGCUGAAAUGACAUAUAAUUGUGUGAAUAUCAUUGAUUUAUUUAUAUCCAAAAUAUUCUAUGAUAAUUUUGUAUUAUUGUGUUGUUAGUAAUGUGCUGUAAACAAUUGUUUUAUGUAAGCUGUUUACGUAAAUACUGAAAUAACCGGUUUAUGGAUAUUAUGCACAUUAUUUGUUAAUAUGUAUUUAUUUUAAUGCUUUGUUAAUAAUGAUGAUUUAUUUCUACAUUUUGUUAAAAUAAGGCUUCAAACACAAUUUCUAGAAUGAUUUUUUAUGCCCCCGGAUCGAAUGAUCGGGGGCAUAUUGUUUUUGGUGUGUCUGUCUGUCAAUCUGUCAUGCUGUCCCAAAACUUUAACCUUGGUCAUAACUUUUGCAUUAUUGAAGCAACUUGAUAUUUGGCAUGCAUUUGUAUCUCAUGGAGCUGCACAUUUUGAAUGGUGAAAGGUCAAGGUCAUCCUUCAAGGUCAAAGGUCAAAUAUAUGGCUUCAAAGCGGCUCAUUAGGGGGCAUUGUGUUUCUGACAAACACAUCUCUUGUUUCUAUUCUAGAGUGGUUUUUUGUUUCCAUACAAUAUUUGAUUAUCAUGUAAGGUUUGUGUGACUAUUUAAGUGUUGUUCAUUCUGUUUAGCUGAACAAUUUAUGUACACUUUACAUUGGCAAGACAAUGUAUGUGUUUGAAGAUUGUAAAUAUGAUAGUCAUUUAACUAUUAUUCCUCAGUAUUUCAAAAAGGUCAGGUUUCACAAGAUUUUCAUGCAUUUUCAUUAUUUUCAGAAAAACAUCAUUUGUAAAGAAUUAAUAUGUUUUUGUUUUUAGUUAUUUUAAGGACAGUCAUGAAUUUAUAUCCAUGCUCAAUAUGCAUUUGUUUUUUAACGUUUCAAUAAACAUAUUAUGUCUUACUAUUGACAUACUAAUGCAGUUAUUUACAAAGUCUGUUUUCAUGGUUCGUAUGUGCUUUAAUUUAUUUUCAAUUUGUCUCAAACACAAAAAAGUGUUUCAGGCAAUUUGCCCCUAAAUAGCAAAAUAACAACCCUAUCCUAAAUUAUUAAGAGCCCAAGGUUUGUUUCAAAGGCUGAAAUGGUAAGAUUCCAGUCAAUAUAUUUACUUGCAAGAUAUCUGUCGAAGAGGAGCUAUAUAUGUCAUGGUAGCAUAUAAGGAACCAUUUACAUGUAUUUGAACUAUUUAGAGCCCAAGGUUUGUUUGGAAGGCUGAAAUGGUAAGAUUCCAGUUAAUAUACUUAAUUACCAGAUAAAUGUCGAAGAGGCGAGAUAUGUAAUAGUAGCAUAUAAGGAACCAUUAACAUGUAUUUGAAUAGUGUACCCAUUUUCACGCUUUUGAUUAUCACAGCUAUGUCUUAAACUUUUAAAGUUAAAGAAAACCAGACCCUACUUUAAACAGUCUCCUGCAACCAUGUUGGUUGGUCUUGCAAAUAGUAAUGUUCGUAUGUACAGUUUUGUUUCUAGAUUUUAACAUUUCAUUGUUUCAAUCUGUGAUGAUAAUUUUAAAUUGUAUUAAAUUGUAUAGUAUGGGAACUAACUUUAAAUUGCAUAGUGAACAGUAAGUUCUGUACAUGUCAUUGUCAUUAAAUGUAUACAAAUGUA